AUGAAUAACGAGUACGACUAUUUGUUCAAGUUAUUAUUAAUCGGAGAUUCAGGUGUUGGGAAAUCGUGUUUGUUAUUGAGAUUUGCUGACGACACAUAUACACCUGACUAUAUCUCAACAAUCGGAGUCGAUUUCAAAAUCAGAACUAUAGAGUUAGAUGGCAAGACAAUCAAAUUACAGAUCUGGGAUACUGCAGGUCAAGAGCGUUUUAGAACAAUCACUUCUUCAUAUUACCGUGGUGCACAUGGUAUCAUUAUUGUAUACGAUGUUACCGAUCAAGAAAGUUUCAAUAAUGUGAAACAGUGGUUACAGGAAAUCGAUCGUUAUGCUACUGGCGGUGUAAUGAAACUAUUGGUUGGAAACAAGGCUGAUUUGGCUGAUAAGAAGAUUGUUGAGUAUACCGCAGCAAAGGAAUUUGCCGAUGCAUUAGACAUUCCCUUUUUAGAAACGUCGGCAUUGAGUUCUACAAACGUUGAGCAAGCUUUCUAUACAAUGGCAAGACAGAUUAAAGCACAAAUGACAAAUAAUGCAAAUGUGGGCAAUGCUGGCGGAAACAAGGGCAAGAGUAAUGUCAAUUUAAGAGGAGAAUCGUUGACCUCAAACCAGUCUAGUUCAUGUUGUUAA
This is a messenger RNA of Lodderomyces oxycetoniae, 624 nucleotides long. It is a transcript of the gene YPT1, whose product is annotated as Rab family GTPase. Gene Ontology annotation, biological process: vesicle-mediated transport. The transcript has a single exon. NCBI's taxonomy places the organism in Eukaryota, Fungi, Ascomycota, Pichiomycetes, Serinales, Debaryomycetaceae. Gene Ontology annotation, molecular function: GTP binding; GTPase activity. The coding region runs from base 1 to 624 and encodes 207 amino acids. The record is from RefSeq and is a predicted model, not a curated record.